CUGCUGUGCUUGCUGGCAGAGGCCAAGGCGAAGCUAGACGCAGCGGGGCGGGUGGAGUUGAUAGUAAAGGACGCGGAGAGGGUGAGGAAGGAGGCGGAGAACGGGGAAGCAGAGGUGCAGGAGCUGGAGUAUCGUUUGGACACGCUCUCCCAGGCCAUGCGCUCGCUGGCUGAUGUCAAUGCUGAUCUGGCUGCUGUUGAAGAGAAGAGAGGUGAGGAAUGGGAGGUGGGACAGAGUGAGGAAGGAGGGGGAGAGUGGGGGAAAGCGGAGGUGCAGGAGCUAGAGUACCGCCUUGACACGCUCUCCCAGGCCAUGCGCUCCCUGGCUGAUGUCUAUGCUGAUUUGGCUGCUGCUGAAGAGAAGAGAGAUGCAGCAGCAGGGGAUGUGGAAAGGCUGAGGGAGGAGCAUGCAGCACUGAAGGACGAGGCAGCAGCAGCCAGCAACAGGUGGCGGGGGGCGCGGGAGGAGAGGGCCCAGAUGGCUCUGAGAGUGGCGAGGCGGCGGGAGAUGGAGGAGGAGGUGGGGCAGCUGGAGGUGGCGAUUGAAGGGAGCAAGCUGGAAAUACAGAUGGAGGAGGAGGUGGGGCAGCUGGAGGUGGCGGUUGAAGGGAGCAAGCUGGAAAUACAGGCACUGGAGCGGAGCAUGGGGCCUCUGAGGAAGAAGCAUGGGGAGGCAGUGGAGGGGCGGAGGGUAUGGCGGGAGAAGGCAGGGGCGGAGGAGGCGGAGAUGCAGGGGCGGGUGAGGGGCAUGGAGAGGGACCUGGACGGGACGAGAGCGAUAUUCAAGAAGAUCGAAGACUACAUUGCCUCUAAAAAGGAGCAGCGGCUAGCAGAAGCAUCCAAAAGGCUGCAGCAAUCGCAGGCGCGGCAGGCGAGUAAUGAGCAGCAAAUUCAGCAGCUGAGCGCAAAGGAGGCAGAGGAGCGGGAGAUGCUGCGCAGCCAGGAUGCUGUGAAGCGCAAUGUGGAGGCGAUUCUGUUGUUCCGGGGCAUGGAGAGGGAGGAAGAGGGGGUGAGGCGAGAGGUGGAGAGGCUGAGGGAGGAGAUGGGGCGCGUGGGGAGGGUUGGGGAGUUGGAGGAGGAGGUGAGGGCCGUGAGGGAGGAGAUUGAUGGGCUUGCUGCCGAGCAAAACCAUAGCCGGGGCAAGGUGGCCGCACAUGAGGCGAGCAUCCGACGCGCAGAGAUAGAGCUGAGGGCGCCCCAGUUCAGAGACAUAGUUAGCCGGCACAAGAAGCAGCUCAUUCAGCUCAAGACCUCAGAGAUGGCAAACCGGGACAUUGAUAAAUACUAUAAUGCACUGGACAAGGCUUUAAUGCGGUUCCAUGCGAUGAAGAUGGAGGAGAUCAACAAGAUCAUCAAGGAGCUGUGGCAGCAGACGUACCGGGGCCAGGACAUUGACUACGUUGAGAUUCGCUCCGACGCGGAAGGAGCGGGGACACGCUCGUACUCCUACCGGGUGGUGAUGCGCAGUGGUGAUGCUGAGCUGGACAUGCGGGGGAGAUGCAGUGCCGGCCAAAAGGUGCUGGCAUCUCUCAUCAUCCGCCUUGCAUUGGCCGAGACCUUUUGCCUCAACUGCGGCAUUCUCGCUUUGGAUGAGCCGACCACCAACCUUGACGCUCCCAAUGCUGAGAGCCUUGCAAGGGCCUUGAACAGGUCAGUCCACUGA
Molecule: messenger RNA, 1662 nt
Organism: Closterium sp. NIES-65
Lineage: Eukaryota; Viridiplantae; Streptophyta; Zygnematophyceae; Desmidiales; Closteriaceae
Source: the annotation of a GenBank genome assembly